AUGUUUUCGCAGCUCCGUCGAAAAAAGAGAGCGCGAGCGGGAGCGAACUUCGUUGUUAUGUCCCGGUGCUGCGGUUCCUUCGAUUGCGGAAAAGACCACGCCGCCCCAGAAUAUUGCUAGCACUGCGUCUGCACGGAUAGCCUUUCCGGGCGUGUGUAUCAAGGGUUCUGGUCCGCGUGGCUCGUGGUAGUAGUAGUCUUCACCCCGCAGUCUGCAUCAGCAGAAUUGUGUUGUGUCUCGUGUGUGUGUGUGUGUUGUUUGUGGUGUGGUGGUCAGUAAAGAAUCGUGAGCUGAGCAGUGGUCAGUAAAGAAAAAUAACCUCAAACAAAAAAAAAACCCGACCGGAAUUGUUAACCGUACCGGGAGUAAUCGAUCCUUUCGGAUCUCUAACCGUACGGUGGAGUGAUUGUGUAUCAGAUUGCCUUCAGUCAUCGCACCAAACCUUAGUUUGCUUUUAGUUAGCAUCAGGUAAGAGUGCAUCGGGAAGCAAAACAGUUGUGAAGUGAGUGCAAUGUAAGCAUACUGCAACGUACGCGUGCAGGAAAAGCUCCUCAGAAGGGGGGAGGGGCUUUUAUGUGUUGUGGUGUGUGUGUGUGUGUGCUUAACAACGACGUGUGUAACUUCGUGUGAUUCGUGCGAAUUUUGAUGGUGUGAAUAGUUUGUGUGUGUCUCGUGCGUCAAGGUGGUGAAUGUUUGUGUGAAGGUGUUUUCCUGCUAACGUUCGCCCAAACUUGUGCUUUAUGCUACCCAUCCACCGUGUUACUAUGUUUGUGUUAGUGUAAAAGCAAGCACGUGUGUGUGUGCGGCUGUGAAAAGAAAAACCGCCAAACGCCGCCUAACCGUCAUCGUGGUGGAUCUGCAUACUUCCGUUCCGAGAAGAAGCUGCUCGGCACACCAUUUCCGGUUGGGGGUUUUCCCACCUCAGCAUCCUUUCCUUCCUUCCCAACCCACUUCCACCCCGGGUGCGCGCCUCGUGCCGGCACCCUUGGCAAUCAUAAUUGACUGUACACCGGGAGCCUUCGAAACGCCGCCACAUUGGAAUAUCAGGAGGAGAGUUGUGCGUGUUCGCACAACGUGGAACCGCCGCCACCAUCCUGCUGCAGAGUCAUGGUUACCAAAAUAUGGAGCAGCUGCAUGCCCAAACCGAGCAGCUCACCGAACCGCGUCGAACGGCAUCACUUCUAUCUGUGUCAGUGGCAAAGCAGCACCCAGGUUGGCAUAUGCUACCUGCUGUACCGGCUGAUAGUGGCCAUCGUGUUUCUGGCGAUGCUCGUCUGCUCCGUGCUGGACAUCGGGCGCUCCGAACCGAUGUACGACCAUCACUACGAAAAAUGGUGGAUCUACCUGACACACUGGGCGUUGAUAGCGUGCACCGUACAGGCCUGGCUGGCAGCCAUCAUCGUCACCAAGGGUCUGAUGAUUGACCGGAACGAGUUCGAGUGGAACAUUCACGUCGCAAGGGAAAGCCGACUACAUUCGGUGUACUGGAUUGCGUACACGAUUGCUACCGUCUACUCGUUCAUCGUCACCAUCGUCUACUGGAUGUUCGUGUACGAUCCAAGUAAAAACCGUGUCGAUGCCGUCAAUCUCAUGGUGCACGUGCUCAACUCCAUCAUUAUGCUAAUUGAUCUAACCAUCGUCGGACAUCCGAUCAAGCUCAACCAUGCGUACUGGACGACCGGUAUGGGAGUGGCGUAUGCGCUGUUUUCCAUCGUCUAUUACUUGGCAGGUGGAACGGACAGACACAACGAGUCCAGCAUCUACAAAAUGCUUGACUGGACCAAACCGGGCAAAUCGAUCGUGAUCUGCGCGCUCGGCAUCUUCGCCGUGUUUCUGAUGCACUUCCUCUGCUACUGCCUGUACUGUCUGCGGGUGUGGCUGUACGCGCGCGUCUGCGUCCAGGGCAAUAGCAGCAAAUCGAGCAGCAACGAGAAGAUCACCUCCAUCACGCGAACGCUCUCGUCGAUGGAGGAAGCACAGCGGGAAAACUUCCUCAACCCGACCGCCGUCGUCGAUCUGAAAGAGACGCGCCACGAUGGACGUGGUGGUUCGCGCCAGGUGGCCUCCCUACGCUAGUCGCACUUUUGCUCGACCAAAAUAUUUCCAAACACUCAAACACACACACAUUCAGAGUUAACAGCGAUCCGAUCGUGCGGGCAUAAUAUUAUAAUGGUGUGAUGAUGGUGCUCGUGUGCUUUUCCACUUUCGUUUUGUGGGAUUUUCGUUUGGGUAAUUUUCACAGGGCGGGCAAGCAAGUUUUUAACCAAGGCGUUAAUUGUGUGUAAAGGUUUGUCAGCAGCGAGAAGCAAACGUAGAAUAGCUUGUGGUACAGUUCGGCAGGAAUGUGCUAGAAUUCGAAUCGUUGUCUUUGCAUGUCCUUAUGAAGGGCGCACGCAUUUUAGAGAGAGGUACGGCCAAUCCAGCGCCCGUAAUGGCGCGUAUGGUACGGUAAGUGGAUUUCAAUACUCGCAUUUAACAAAAAAAAAAGUAUUUCCGUUCGGUUAUUGUGUAAGUUUAGGUAGUGAAUUAAUUUAGCCAAAAACCAUAUCUUCUGCACCUUUAUGCCAAAAACGAAAAAAAAAGCCGUGCAUCGGUCACACAUUCCUAACGUAGGAUUCCUUCCGUAGGGAAACAGUAUAAACAGCAUUUCAACCAGCAGCAAGCAAACCAAUCUCUCGCAUAGAAUGAAUACCUACAUUAUACCUCUCAAACUCUCUCUCUCUCUCUAUUAAACGAUACAAGUAACAAACAAGAUGAUUCCUCGCUUUAGUUUUUACGUUCACGUUUAAUUUUCACCUCGUUCUGUCUCACACUCACACUCCACUAUUCCCGUCCUAGAUUUUCCGUCGGGUUCGUUCACAGUAGUAUCUCUAUUUCCCGUAAUCGUAUUAUAAAGAAGCAACACAAACACACACACACAGAAAAGGAGCAAUAAAAUGCAGCAAAAAAAAUGGAAAAACACACACAGACACACAGUAAAGUAAAACGUGACAGAAAAAAAACCCCAAAAAAAAUCACCGAUUUGAGCGCCUACCGUUCAACCAACUGACAUCACUCACGAAAUGUUAGAUCUAGCGUAUAAAGUUACUAUUUGCUCACAACACAAAAACCAAACGUUUUUUGUCGGACGGUGAACGCGGCAGGGCUAGUUCACACAUCACUUCACCCAUACACUCACACAAACAAGUAAAGAAGAGAAAAAACAGAAAGAAAGAUUAUUAUAACAAUAGCAACAGCAACCAAAACAAAAAAAGGAAAGUUAAGAACACACACACAAGCAAAUUAAAUAACAAAAAACUACCAAAAAAAACGUUGGAUCCGUAAGAAUGCGUCUUUAAAGUACAGUCGUUGAUUCUAGAAAUAUAUUUGAAGACAUAAAACAAAAGUAUCAUAGUGGGAAAAACACAUGCAAAACGAAAGAGAAAACGAAAGAGAGGAAAAGAACAAACAAAAAAGUGACUUUAGAAUUGUUUGGCAAAGGAGGGUUUGAAGUGAAAAGAAACAACAAAAAAAAAAAAAGAUAGGAAAUGAGUUGAUAAAGUAUAGUAGAAUAUAGAAGUGAUCGAGAAGUGGCGAAAGAUGAUAGGCAAAAUUCGUUACAAAUAGUGUUGCAUGAUGGAACAACCGCAAACAGCAACAGCACUGGUGAUAUUCUCAGCUGUUACGAGGGGGAAGUGGUGAAUGCAGAGGUUGGAAAAAGUUGGACAACCCACAUCCCCGUUUGUGCGUUGAUUUUAGCAAUAAAAACCGUUUGACGAGUACACCGAUAACAGCUGACAUCGAGCUUCCGGGAAAUCCUAUCCCGGUAAUCGGUGGUGGACGGUAUCGGCGUUAAAAGGAAUUUGCUACUGUAAAGCGCGCUCUAUAGGAUGCAUUUUAUUGAGAUAUAACAAACACACAAAAGUAUUGAAACAGACAAGCAAGUAGCAAAACCCAGAGAAAACAUAAGACGUGUUAUAAAACGGGGGCAUGCGCAUGACGGGGGUGUGUGCCCCUCGAAGCGCAGGAGGAAACGAGAAAAAUCAAACACUAAAAACCAAAACAACAAAAAAACAUUCCAUUUAUAAAUUUGAUUGGUUUGUUUAGAGUGAAGUGAAUGCAAAAUAUAUAAAAAUCAUGUUCAACUGGUUGGA
This is a messenger RNA of Anopheles stephensi (Asian malaria mosquito), 4133 nucleotides long. RefSeq names its product protein rolling stone-like. The transcript is spliced from 9 exons. The coding region runs from base 1108 to 2076 and encodes 322 amino acids. Lineage: Eukaryota; Metazoa; Arthropoda; Insecta; Diptera; Culicidae. Gene Ontology annotation, cellular component: membrane. The record is from RefSeq and is a predicted model, not a curated record.